Molecule: messenger RNA, 1247 nt
Organism: Folsomia candida
Lineage: Eukaryota; Metazoa; Arthropoda; Collembola; Entomobryomorpha; Isotomidae
Product: putative ferric-chelate reductase 1
Exons: 2
Coding region: 237-800 (187 amino acids)
Molecular function (GO): oxidoreductase activity, acting on metal ions
Source: RefSeq, a predicted model, not a curated record
GAAUUUCCCAACAAUUUAAUAACCUUGUAUAAACACAAGUUUUUAUUCAGCUUCAUUAUGAAGCAAUAGUAUUAAUUAAACAUGAGCUUGAUGAUUUUACUCUUCUAUAUAAUUAAAUCAUUUCCUGUCAUGUUGGAGUUAAAAUGUUAAAAGUGUAAAACAUUCUCCUGGAUUUUAUCACUCGACAUAUUUAAUUCGACAACUCCUGUCACAGCUCCCAUCAAUAAACCAGUAGAAUGACUGCUACUGUAUUUCAUACUAUAAUUUUCCUCGUCAUCCUGCUCCUUCAAAAGCCACGGUUCAUCGCGGGGUGUGGUUAUGGAGCCCCACAGGUUCCCAAGGUGUGUCAAACCAUGACUCCGAACCAUGGCGUGCCUGGUCAAACGACCCCCAUUCCUUACUCCCUCACGGUGGACCAAGUUAAGGUCAAACCUGGAGAAGAGGUCGUCCUUACCAUUCGUGGAGCUGGUGGGGAAGCCUUUAAGGGAUUUCUUAUCCAAGGGAGGAUGAAGAGAAGUGGGAAUUUAUUAUCUCCAAUUCCGGCAGGAUCUUUCAAGCCCCUGAAUACUUCGAAAGAUUGUAAACCAUUAAAUUGCAAUGGGAACCAGGCAUCAACUGUGACCCAUUCGCAUCCAAGGGAAAAGAUGGAAUAUUCCGUUAUCUGGGUUGCUCCUGAAACGGUGGGCAGUUAUCAACUCUUGGGAACCGUGGUCAAGUCUGGUGACACUUUCUGGGUGGCGAAACCAUUUCCUGUUGUCGAAGUGGUGUACUGUACCGCCCCACCAAAUGAGGGACAAUAAUUCGAUAAUCAGUUUACGUGUAACGUGAACUUUACUGUAAAAUUUGCAGUAUGCAAUUAAAGUAUUAAAUAGAUAGCGGGUCCUUUAGUAGUAGCGACAUAUUUAGAUGCACGCAUUAAAUACUCUGUAAUUAUCGUGUCUGGAAAUAUUAAAAAUCUCUUUAUCAAAAUUUUAAAUAUAAACAAAAGCAACGCCAAUUAUUUUGCUCGGCUUUUUUUAUUAAUUAACCCUUUCCUAUUAACUAUUUAUUUAUUGUGGCUAUUUAUUUUUUAAUUUAGUUAAAAUUUGCAAGGUUAUUUACAUCUCCGGUGCUAUUUAUAAUCACUGAUCGAUCACAGCAAUCUCUCGGGUCAUGAUCUAUUAUGACUACAAUAUACUGCUAAGCACUGUUUAAUUUUCAUUUGGAUUAUAUCAUUAUGUAUAUUAUAUUCAAACCCAAUAAUAAAC